AUGAAGACUUUCAACACAAUUGCAGCUUUGGCUGUUGCAGGUUCUGCUUUGGCUGCUCCAUCUCCUGUUGAGAAUUUGGCACCAAGAGCUUCAUCUACAUCUCUUACUGCUAUCACAACUAAAGGAAAUGCUUUCUUCUCUGGGGACAGCAGAUUCUAUAUCCGUGGAGUCGAUUACCAACCCGGAGGAUCUUCCAAACUCGUCGACCCUAUUGCCGACAAGGCCACUUGCACGCGUGAUAUUGCGAAAUUCAAGGACCUUGGCAUCAACACUGUCCGUGUUUAUUCGGUUGACAACAGUGCCAACCACGAUGACUGUAUGAGUGCUUUGGCAGCCGCAGGAAUUUAUUUGGUUCUCGACGUCAACACACCAUUGUACUCCCUCAACCGUGCCACCCCAGGCGUUUCCUACAACUCCGAUUACCUCCAAAACAUCUUUGCUACCAUUGAUGCGUUUGCCAACUACACCAACACCUUGGCAUUCUUUUCAGGAAACGAAGUGAUCAAUGAUGAUACCACAACGAAUGCUGCCCCAUACGUCAAGGCAGUUACUCGUGACAUGAGACAAUAUAUCGGAAGCCGUGGAUAUCGUUCAAUCCCCGUUGGAUACUCUGCAGCCGAUGUUGACUCGAACCGAUUGGAGAUGGCCCAAUACAUGAACUGCGGUACCGAUGACCAGCGUAGUGAUUUCUUUGCCUUCAACGAUUACUCCUGGUGUGAUCCAUCUUCAUUCACAGUCUCUGGUUGGGAUCAAAAAGUCAAGAACUUCACUGACUACGGACUUCCUAUCUUCCUUUCCGAGUAUGGUUGCAACACCAACACCCGUGCAUUCGAAGAAGUCAAAUCUCUAUACAGCACUGAUAUGACUGCAGUUUACUCUGGUGGUCUCGUCUAUGAAUAUUCCGAGGAAGGAUCCAAAUAUGGUCUCGUAACCAUCAAAGGCGACUCUGUGACCGAAAAAGAUGAUUUCUCCGCUCUCAAGUCCGCCUUUGCAGGAACCGCAAACCCAAGUGGCGAUGGUGGAUAUAGCUCUACCAACAAAGCCUCCGACUGCCCAUCUCAAUCUACCACCUGGAACGUGACAUCUGAUGAUCUUCCCGCCAUCCCAUCUGGUGCUGCCGCUCUCAUGAAGAGUGGAGCCGGCGCAGGUGUUGGAUUGACUGGAGCUGGAUCCCAAAACUCUGGAGGAACUUCAACCGGAACUGCCACUGCUGGAUCAGGAUCGGUAACCGCUGUUGCAACUGGUUCUGGCACUGGCACUGGUACCUCCAAGCCAAGUGCAGGAAAUGCAUUGGCCCCAAUGGAGAAGUCUUCCAUGGUUAUCGGUGUAUUGCUCGCUAGUUUGACUUUUGUGGGUGCAGCCCUUUUGUAG
This is a messenger RNA of Sclerotinia borealis F-4128, 1371 nucleotides long. NCBI's taxonomy places the organism in Eukaryota, Fungi, Ascomycota, Leotiomycetes, Helotiales, Sclerotiniaceae. The record is from the annotation of a GenBank genome assembly.